Aspergillus homomorphus CBS 101889 is the source of this 700-nucleotide messenger RNA. RefSeq lists its product as uncharacterized. The transcript is spliced from 2 exons. The record is from RefSeq and is a predicted model, not a curated record. The coding region runs from base 84 to 458 and encodes 124 amino acids. NCBI's taxonomy places the organism in Eukaryota, Fungi, Ascomycota, Eurotiomycetes, Eurotiales, Aspergillaceae.
CACCCAACUGCCCCUCCGUGUUUGAAGGCCCGGUACCCCGGUGACGUGCCACAAGCGGAUCCCAUGUUGUUGUUAUCAACCUGAUGUGGCGAGCAAUGAUCCUCCAUCUUUGUCAGACUAUGAUUUGCGAGGUCCUCCCGCGAGACGGCGAGGAUGACUUGUUGAGGGAAUAUAAGAAGCGAGCUUCGGCAGCGGUGCAGGAUAUCGUCGAUUUUACGAAUUGGCUGUGCACAUUGAACUCCUUGAAGGUUCAUCCUCUGACGAUGAUUCCUUUGUCGCUAUGCGUCGAGUUCUUGGUUCUAUCUCACAAGCCUGGAGAUCCGGUCAUGAAGCCGUUGCAGGACAUCACGGAGGCGAUGCGUGGCUUAAAACGGCUCAACAACCUUGGUCAGCCCGUCUUACAGCUUGUAGAGGAGCAAAUCCUCGCAGGGACAUUUGAGUCUUCUCCUGCUCUCUAAUAUCUUGAUCUUUAUCAGUAUGAAUCGCCAAGUGUUGAGCAACCUCAUGCGAGCCAAGGUGACAGACAAUGUAGGUAGAUUGGUGUAAGGUAGAGACAGACGAGGUCCUUCCAUACGUGUUCGGAAUACCAAAUUGGCUAUCUGCGAAUCUGUGUAACGUGACCAAGCUUCUGUGUUGCUCCCUCGUGAUGUCUCGAAAAAGUUAGAAGACCAAGUUCUGAUCAUGCUUAAUCUCACAUUAG